UCCGCGCGGCCGCCAGCCCAGCCGCAGUCUGCAGGAGCCGCCACCGCAGCCGGCCGCGGGGCGGGAUUCCGGGGCCGUCGCAGGGAGCGCAGCUCGGCUCUCCGCGCGUGUGCUUUCGCCCGCCCCGCUCCUCGCCGCGUCGGUCCGCUGGCCGGGUCCGGCCGACCAGCUCGCCCUCUGGCUCCGAACCCAGGCUUCCCGGCCGCCGCAGGGACCCGCCCACCAGACCCUGCCGGGGCCGCCUGCCUGUUUGGACCCUGCCGUUGAUGACACCUGGCAGAAGGCUACUAUGGAAGGGGAUGGUUCCGAAACGCUGGUUACCAUUAAGAAUAUCGAAAGAGAGCUCAUUUGCCCCGCAUGCAAGGAGCUUUUUACCCAUCCGUUGAUUCUCCCUUGUCAACACAGUAUCUGUCAUAAGUGUGUAAAAGAACUCUUGCUGACACUCGACGAUUCCUUCAACGAUGUGGGAUCGGACAACUCCAAUCAGAGCAGUCCUCGACUCCGGCUCCCCUCUCCUAGCAUGGACAAAAUUGACAGAAUUAGCAGACCAGGCUGGAAGCGCAGCUCCCUGACCCCUAGGACCACCACUUUUCCUUGCCCUGGCUGUGAGCAUGAUGUGGAUCUUGGAGAACGAGGAAUCAAUGGUCUGUUUCGCAAUUUCACUUUGGAGACCAUUGUCGAGAGGUACCGGCAGGCAGCCAGGGCAGCCACGGCCAUCAUGUGUGACCUCUGCAAACCCCCACCGCAGGAGUCCACAAAAAGUUGCAUGGACUGUAGCGCGAGCUAUUGCAAUGAGUGCUUCAAAAUUUACCACCCGUGGGGUACCGUGAAAGCUCAGCAUGAGUACGUGGGCCCAACCACGAAUUUCAGGCCCAAGAUUUUAAUGUGCCCAGAACAUGAAACUGAGAGAAUUAACAUGUACUGUGAGUUGUGUCGGAGACCGGUUUGUCACCUCUGUAAGCUGGGCGGCAAUCAUUCCAAUCACCGAGUAACCACUAUGAGCAGUGCCUACAAGACCUUAAAGGAAAAGCUUUCAAAGGAUAUUGAUUACCUUAUUGGCAAGGAGAGCCAGGUGAAGAGUCAAAUUUCUGAACUCAACUUGUUAAUGAAAGAAACCGAGUGUAAUGGAGAGAGAGCUAAAGAAGAAGCAAUCACACAUUUUGAAAAGCUCUAUGAGAUUCUAGAAGAGAGGAAAUCAUCUGUUUUGAAAGCAAUUGACGCUUCUAAGAAACUGCGAUUAGACAAAUUUCAGACCCAAGUGGAGGAGUAUCAGGGGCUUCUAGAGAACAACGGGCUUGUGGGAUAUGCCCAAGAAGUGCUUAAGGAGACGGACCAGUCUUGUUUUGUACAGACGGCGAAACAACUCCACCUCAGAAUACAGAAGGCUACGGAAUCUUUGAAGAGCUUUAGACCUGCGGCUCAGACUUCUUUUGAAGACUAUGUUGUUAAUACAUCUAAACAAACAGAACUUCUUGGGGAAUUGUCCUUCUUCUCUAGUGGUGUAGAUGUGCCAGAAAUCAAUGAGGAGCAGAGCAAGGUGUAUAACAAUGCUCUGAUCAACUGGCACCAUCCAGAAAAGGACAAAGCUGACAGCUAUGUCCUUGAAUAUCGGAAGGUUAACAGAGAUGAAGAGAUGCUGUCUUGGAACGAGAUAGAAGUGUGUGGCACGAGUAAAGUCGUUUCCGAUCUGGAAAGCAAUUGUAACUAUGCUUUCAGAGUAAGAGCCUACAAGGGCUCGAUCUGUAGUCCUUGCAGCAGGGAGCUGAUUCUUCACACCCCUCCAGCUCCAGUUUUUAGUUUCCUCUUUGAUGAAAAAUGUGGCUAUAACAAUGAACGCCUCUUGCUGAACUUGAAGAGAGACCGUGUUGAGAGUAGAGCUGGGUUUAAUCUUCUGCUUGCUGCGGAGCGUAUCCAAGUGGGUUAUUACACCAGUUUAGACUACAUCAUUGGAGACGUUGGAAUUACCAAGGGGAAGCACUUCUGGGCCUUCCGCGUGGAACCGUAUUCAUACCUGGUAAAAGUGGGAGUCGCUUCCAGUGAUAAACUACAAGAAUGGCUCCGUUCUCCCCGGGAUGCAGUUAGUCCAAGAUACGAGCAAGACAGUGGCCAUGACAGCGGAAGUGAAGAUGCCUGCUUUGAUUCACAGCCCUUCACGUUAGUCACCAUAGGCAUGAAGAAGUUUUUCAUACCCAAGUCAGCCACUUCCUCCAAUGAACCUGAGAAUAGAGUUCUUCCGAUGCCAACAAGUAUAGGGAUUUUCCUUGACUAUGACAAAGGCAGAGUGGCUUUCUAUGACAUGGAUCACAUGAAAUGCCUUUACGAGCGCCAGGUGGACUGUUCCCACACGAUGUACCCAGCAUUUGCAUUAAUGGGCAGUGGAGGAAUUCAGCUUGAGGAACCCAUCACAGCAAAAUAUCUAGAAUACCAAGAGGACAUGUAGUUGAAGCACGUGAUGUGACUUAGGGUGAAAAAGGGGAGCAAAACGACGGCUCUGUGUUAACCUUCGUAACUAAUUACACAUCAUCUAAGUAGUCUGUGGCCA
This is a messenger RNA of Prionailurus viverrinus (fishing cat), 2542 nucleotides long. RefSeq names its product tripartite motif containing 36 (gene TRIM36). The coding region runs from base 290 to 2440 and encodes 716 amino acids. The record is from RefSeq and is a predicted model, not a curated record. The transcript has 10 exons. Gene Ontology annotation, molecular function: protein binding; zinc ion binding. Lineage: Eukaryota; Metazoa; Chordata; Mammalia; Carnivora; Felidae.